CCGGAUUUGCAUGGGACGGAUUUCUAUGGUGCUCAUUUGUUUUAUGAUUUUGAACAAUAGAGCCUAUCGUAAUUACAAAAAGUGAAAGCUUCUUGUUUACAGUUUAUUAGUGGAGACACAAUGGGUAUUUAUAAAAAUGCAGCGAUAAUAACAGUAGUCAUUACUAUUAUUUUACCAACCGUAAAAUAAUUGACAAAACUUUAAGUGCCGGAGUGAGAUUACAACUGGAGACCAUAGCGUUGAACGUUAUGUAUUUUGUUCUAUUUUGGAAACCAAUUUUGAUGAAAAGCAUUAUCUAGAUUGUGAACAUAGCUGGAUAACUAAUUGACUUGAGGACAAUUUACUUGGCUUAAAGUGAUACAUACAUCGUUCCCUUCUCCGGCCGAGCCAUGAAAUAUGUAGAACAGUUGGCGGAAUAAAGCAAUAUCACGGAAAUGAAACAACGGAUGUAACAGAUAACGCCAUCUUUAUAAGACUAUUCGGUAUGACCCAGGUUUAAAUCUAGUCAACGUACUAUCAUUAAUUGAACGGUAUUGGCACGAACGACUUCUGCCAUAAACAAAGAUACGCGUUUUUAUUGUGAAGGCUGGAUUAUAUAAAAAGUGACACUUAUUCUGAGUUAAAAUACAUAGAAAGUGGCUAAUCACGAUACCCAUUCCCCAUUUCUCACCGCCGUCAAAGUUCCUUGCUAUCGUCGAUUCUCCACCCUUAGGCCAACCACCCACCACCAUCAACACGCUACCCUCGGUGCCUCCCACCGCCCGUCAUGCUCAAAUACACAACGGCCGUCACUAAUGAGGAUGGAUUAGCAUCGCCACAUCACCCGGAGCUAGAAUUCAGGCGGCGGACGAUCGAGGUGUCUGCCGGAAGUAAGGGCGCAUCAAAGAUGGCCAUCAAACGGCGAAGCGGCGUCAAGAAACUUCUGGCGCGUGAACAAAGGGAUGCGACCUACAAGCAACAGGAGGGGCAGCAGCAUCUCCCGCCCAUUGGGACCCCGAACUCACCCCAACUCCCGGCGCCCGCCUCCACCCCUCUCGACCGGAAAGAGAACUACCCCUUCACCGGUCUCAAGCGGAAGGAGAUACGUACGCCGUACGUGUCUCACAUUCACCGCGUGUCGGACGUCGCGACCCCAUACGUCCUGCACACACAGAUAACGAACAUUGACCAAGGCGUGACGUUAAACCGCGAGCACUCGAAACUGUCGAAAUAUUCCGGUAACGUGUUGGAGUAUAAACAUGAACCGGAUAUGCGUAACGAGCGUACGUACUCGAGUAUGCAAAAGCUGCCGACCAACCCCUCCCCAACACAUGACGCCAAAAGACCCAGAGGCCGUCAUGGACGGAAAAGCAAUAGUUUUAACGAACAUGACCUUAACCGCGGCGAAGAAUUAAAGGAACUCACGAUUCAUAGCAAUCAGAUGGGGUUAUAUAAACGUGCGGAUCGAAAGCAACGAGCCGAGCUUGGCAGAGGCAAGGCGGAUGAGUCGUUUUCGAUAAGGAAGAAAAUUGAACAGUUCCGAAGAUGGCAUGAGGAGCAAUACAGGGAAAAAAUAAAGAAACUGAAACAGGAAGUCGAUCAUCAAUUCGAGGCUGAGCAUAAAAUGAUGAACCGACAGGUCGGCGCUGUUCGAGAAACGCCGACAUCCAAGGAAAUGUCUAUAACUAUAGACGAUAAAGUUCCUUCGGAGAUAUCGCAUGAGAAAAUGGAUGAGGAAAAAUUGACUCCUAACCUUUCAUCAAACAACGAGGCUUCGAAGCCUCGUUCUGAAUCUGCGCGAACGUGGCGCACGUGGAGAAACGUAAACGACUCGUACGCGUACAAUGACGUCAAGAAAUAUAUAGAGGAAAACGAACUUAUGGAUGAUGAGAAAUCAGUCUGGAUUAAGAAAUGGGUUCUCGAAGUAAAUAAAGCUAUGAAAGACAUACACCAUGAAACGGUAUUGUGAUAGCUUAAACCUGUCCGCGUAAUACGCUGGAAUUAUCAUAUACAUGCUAGUGCACAUGUAUACAUUUUGUUCAGUUUAUACUCCUGUUUUGAAAGCUGUGCUUUACUUCCGCGCUGAAGAUGUUAAAUUUUCAAACACAAUCAUAUUGCUUCAGCUUAUCAACCCGUUUCUAUGGAAACCUUUGCACUAGUUGGAAACAUACCAAUCACCAUGGCAACAAACGUUACAAAGCGCUUGCCAAGUAGUCUUAAUGCUGAUAGUCGUGGUAAAACUGUUUUGGACGAAUGCAAAGGUACCGUUAAGACUGUUGAGUUCUAUGUGUGCUACAGUUUCCAUGGUAACAGUAGUUGUUGGGAUAAACGCUUCGGUUGUCAUGGAAAUUAAGCGUCCUGAGUAGACAUUCUGGUCUCUAUAGAAACGAUAUUUUCAUCAGCAACGACAAUGUCCGAAUUUUUUGAAAGUGUAAGAUUUCGAACGAAUAAUUUUAGGAAAGGUUUCUAUGUGUGAAGCAUUCCUAAAUUAUACUCAGACAAGCUGUUUGGUGUGAUUCCUAACUAAAAUAUGGAUUUACGUACACAAGUGCCGCUUUGUUUGGAGUUAUUUCACUUGAAGUGACGGUGUUAAACACAUCUGUGAUAUGAUCAGUAUAUUUAUUAUAUUUGUAAUCUAUUUAUAGUUGUUUAAUUAAAAUGUGCUCAGUAUUAAUUAGAAUGGACAAGCAACAACAGCAAUGCUUUGAAUUAUAUAAUUCGAUGGUGUUUUAAUAAAAUAUAUUACUUUUUCUAGAUAUAAAUCUGAAUAAUAUUCUAAAUAUUUUGAUAUACAUUCAAUCGCAUAUAUUGUUUAUUUUUGUUCAGAUAAUUAUUUUGUGCCAAAAAAUGUUUUGUUUUAGUACCAGUAUUUAUAAGUAGAAAAUGAAACUUGAACAUAUGAA
This is a messenger RNA of Mya arenaria, 2882 nucleotides long. RefSeq lists its product as uncharacterized. The record is from RefSeq and is a predicted model, not a curated record. The transcript is spliced from 3 exons. Bases 767 to 1948 code for a protein of 393 amino acids. NCBI's taxonomy places the organism in Eukaryota, Metazoa, Mollusca, Bivalvia, Myida, Myidae.